AUGAAAGGCAAAGAGCGGUCGCCGAUUAAAAAACGCUCCCGGGCCUUGGACGAUAUUCGAGACAGGGGAGGAUGCCACCCGACCAGCAAGAAAAUGGGGGCUCUCUCCGUUUCCAGCGGGAGCAAUAAUGGAAACAAUUCCACAAAAAGCGACGGCGGCUCGACGAGAAGGACUCUGCUCGGAGAAAAAAGAGACAGGGACUUCGACGGCCACAGCCGAGCUGGAAAUAACCACAGCUGUCAGUCUGCCGCCGCCAGCUCCAUUGGUAAAAACCACAGCCUGAGCCUGACGCUGGACUUAGCCUCGCCGAGGACCACCUCCCGGGCGGAGCAGCGGGUCCAGCCGCCCGGCGCGGAGAGUGAGUACAAAACCCUCAAAAUCAGCGACCUCGGCACCCAGCUGAGCGACGAGGACAUCGAGGACGGACUCUUUCACGAAUUCAAAAAAUUCGGCGACGUGAGCGUUAAGAUCAGCCGCAGCAACGACGAGCGGAUCGCCUUCGUCAACUUCAGGAAGCCGGAGGACGCCCGGGCGGCCAAACACGCCCGAGGCCGGCUGGUGCUGUACGACCGGCCGCUGAAGAUCGAGGCGGUCUACAUCAACCGGAGGAGGAGCCGCUCCCCCGUGGACAGGGACCUGUACGGCGCCGCUCAGAGCCACAGACACUUGCAGAGACCCCUCUCCCCCACCGGGCUCGGGUACAGGGACUACCGCCUGCAGCAGCUGGCCCUGGGACGGCUGCCCCCCCCACCGCCGCCCCCUCUGCCUCGAGAACUGGAGCGGGACAGAGAGUUCGCCUUGUUUGAAGCCAGGGCACGUCCGGCCUUCAUCGCAGAGCGAGCAGCUUUCCGCGAGGAGGAUUUUAUAUCUCCAGAAGAUGACCAAAGAGCAAACAGGACGUUGUUUUUAGGCAACCUGGACAUUACCGUUACCGAGGCAGACCUGAGGAGGGCUUUUGACCGCUUUGGAGUCAUUACAGAGGUGGACAUUAAGAGACCUACAAGGGGACAAACCAGCACCUAUGGAUUUCUGAAAUUUGAGAACCUCGACAUGGCACAUCGGGCCAAGCUUAGUAUGUCUGGCAAAAUCGUGGGGCGAAACCCAAUAAAGAUCGGUUAUGGGAAAGCGACGCCCACUACCCGACUGUGGGUGGGUGGACUUGGGCCCUGGGUUCCCUUAGCUGCUCUCGCCAGAGAAUUUGAUCGCUUUGGCACUAUAAGGACCAUUGACUACAGAAAAGGAGAUGCGUGGGCCUACAUUCAGUAUGAAAGUUUAGAUGCUGCUCAAGCAGCUUGGACACACAUGAGGGGCUUCCCGCUGGGAGGUCCAGAGAGAAGACUCCGGGUGGAUUUUGCCGACACGGAGCACCGUUACCAGCAGCAGUUCCUGCAGCCUCUUCCCAUCCCGCCGUUUGACAUGGUGGCCGAGUCAUUUGUUCACCGGGCCACGCCUGAGCCUCUCAGGAUCAGGGAUCGGACUCCACCGCCGCUCCACUUUAGGGACCGAGAGCUCUUUCCCGGAGCAGAGUGGCCCAACCCGGCCAUCCGAGAGCGCGUGCGGGCGUCGCCCUUCGAGCCUCUGGAACAUUUAGAGCGGGAGCGGCGCACUCGGGAGCCGUGGUCUUUGGAGCGCGAGCUGCAAGCAAGAGAGCCGGCACGCAAGCGGCGUGUGCUGGAGGACGGACGCCACCUGGACCACUCUCCCGACAGCACAGAGAGGACAGUGAGAAGGAGGCGCACCUCCCCGGAGGGCAGCCCCGGAGGCAGCAGCAGAGAUGGGGGGCGCUUCAGUGACUCAGAGCGGCCUUUGCGGGGGGAGAAAGCCUCUCCGGCAAGGGAACGCAACAGCAGCCUGGAAAGAGGCGCCGCUGAACGGAGGCUCAAAAGCCAGAGCCUGUCCGACAAGGGACCUUCGGCCUGCGCUCUGUCUGCAGCUGGAGAGCGCAAGCGCAAGGCAGGCGACGGCGGUAAAGGGCUCACCAAGAGAGAGCGCUCCGAGGGCGGCUCCAAGGGGGGCGUGCUGCCCAAGUCAGACGGCAGCAAGCUCAGUCUGGCGUGGCGUGGGAUGCUGCUCCUGAAGAACAGCAACUUCCCGGCCAACAUGCACCUGCUGGACGGCGACCACUGCGUGGCCAGCGACCUGCUUGUGGACAGCGCCACGGGCCGGCAGGUGAGCGAGCUGAAGAUCACGCAGCGCCUGCGCCUGGACCAGCCCAAGCUGGACGAAGUGUCCCGCCGCAUCAAGGUGGCGGGUCCCGGCGGCUACGCCAUCCUGCUGGCCGUCCCCGGAGCCACGGAGGAUACGUCGUCCGACCCCGCCGCCUCCACGCAGCGGCCGCUACGCAACCUGGUGUCCUACCUCAACCAAAAGCAAGCAGCUGGAGUCAUCAGCCUGCCCGUGGGAGGGAGCAGAGAUAAAGACAACACAGGGGUCCUUCAUGCUUUCCCCCCAUGCGAUUUCUCCCAGCAGUUCCUGGAUUCCUCUGCCAAAGCUCUGGCAAAAAGCGAAGAGGACUAUCUGGUCAUGAUUGUGGUUCGUGGUGCAUCUUAA
Messenger RNA from Menidia menidia (Atlantic silverside), 2550 nucleotides. The record is from the annotation of a GenBank genome assembly. Lineage: Eukaryota; Metazoa; Chordata; Actinopteri; Atheriniformes; Atherinopsidae.